UACAGAUCGUAUUAUUAUUUGUCGAUAUUUAUUCUGUUAUAUUUUCUAAAUGGGGUCACGGCAAAUAGUAGAAAAAUCAUUGACAUUACUAAGAUCCUUGCCGCGAAUUUCGCUAAAUAAUAUUCGUGAUAACCCUGGCUCAAAAAAGACCCAAAAGAGAGGACGUGGGCAACAUGGAGGUGACAAACAUGGUAGUGGCAAUAAAGGAUCUGGCCAGAGGCAAAAUUUUAUGAGAUUGGGCUAUGAAACUGGAAAUAACCCAUUCUACCUAAGAGUACCACAAGAGCAUUAUUACAGAGGCCAUCAUCAUAGAAGACAAUAUCCACCUUUAUCACUAUUAACGUUACAACGCAUAAUAGACACAAAUCGUGUAGAUGUCACAGUUCCUAUUGAUAUCGCAAGUAUUGUGAAAACUGGCUUUUACUCCUUUUUUCCUGACCAAAAACACUUUGGUAUCAAUUUAAUUGAUGAAGGGGUGGAUAUUUUUGAAGCAAAAAUUAAUAUAGAGGUGCAGUGGGCUAGUGAACAAGUCAUUGCAGCAAUAGAAAGAAAUGGUGGCGUUAUUACAACAGCAUAUUAUGAUCCUCAUAGCCUAUUUUUACUUAGAAAUCCAAAAAAGUUUUUUGAAACUGGUCAAGCUAUUCCACGUAGAAUGAUUCCUCCACCAGAUGCAAUAGAGUAUUACACAAGUGCAGAAAACCGUGGCUAUCUUGCCGAUCCUGAUCAAAUAUCAGAAGCCAGAUUAAAAUUAGCUCAAAAAUAUGGAUAUAAACUACCUGUCAUUGAAAAUGACCCCAAAUACAAUAUGCUUUGUGAAAGAAAAGAUCCAAGACAAAUUUUCUAUGGACUAGAACCUGGGUGGGUUGUAAACCUAAAAGAUGAGUGUAUACUAAAACCGAAAGAUGAAGAAUUGAAAAGAUUUUAUUCUUUAUAGAUAUAAUUAAGGUAGGACAAAUAAAUGUGUAGUCUUUAAUAAUG
Molecule: messenger RNA, 978 nt
Organism: Diatraea saccharalis (sugarcane borer)
Lineage: Eukaryota; Metazoa; Arthropoda; Insecta; Lepidoptera; Crambidae
Source: the annotation of a GenBank genome assembly